This is a messenger RNA of Colletotrichum karsti, 885 nucleotides long. RefSeq names its product tRNA (uracil-5-)-methyltransferase trm9. The transcript has a single exon. The record is from RefSeq and is a predicted model, not a curated record. Gene Ontology annotation, molecular function: tRNA binding. Bases 1 to 885 code for a protein of 294 amino acids. Gene Ontology annotation, cellular component: cytoplasm; nucleus. Lineage: Eukaryota; Fungi; Ascomycota; Sordariomycetes; Glomerellales; Glomerellaceae. Gene Ontology annotation, biological process: tRNA wobble uridine modification.
AUGAGCUCCUCAUCCGGCCCCCAACCCGGCUCCGGCCCGGCCGUGGCCCCGUCCGCCGCCGCCGCCGAUCCCGGCGACGUCCAACCCUCGGCGCCACAACUACCACAAGAAGACGCAGAGUCGUACGAAUCCCGCCACGUCCACACCGUCUACGAGGCCAUCGCCCCUCACUUCUCCUCCACCCGCUACAAGCCCUGGCCCCUCGUCUCCUCCUUCCUGCUCUCCCUGGCCCCAGGCUCCCUCGGCCUCGACGCCGGCUGCGGCAACGGCAAGUACAUCGGCGUCAACCCGGCGGUGUACAUCAUCGCCUCGGACCGCAGCGCGAACCUCGUCUCGCUGGCCCGGGACUACCAGCCGCCGUUCUACAACGAGGGCGCUCCCAAGAGCAAAGGCAAGGCCAAGAACAAGGCGGCAGCAGAAGCAGCGCCGCCCCCCGAACCUCCCAAGCCGUCCCCCAAGAACCAAGUCCUGGUGGCCGACUCCCUGGCCCUGCCCUACCGCCAAUCCGCCUUCGACUUCGCCAUCUCCAUCGCCGUGAUCCACCACAUGUCGACCCGCGAACGCCGCAAAGCCGCCGUCGCCGCGCUGCUGUCCGCCGUCCGGCCCCGCGAGGGCAAGGUCCUGGUCAUGGUCUGGGCCCUGGAGCAGGGCAACAGCCGGCGCGGGUGGGACUCGGGCGCGGAGCAGGACCAGCUCGUCUCGUGGGUGACCAAGGGGUCCAAGACGGAGGCCCAGGAGAAGCCCACGGAUACGACGUACCAGCGGUAUUACCACCUCUACCGCGAGGGGGAGCUCGAAGAGGACGUCGUGGCCGUCGGGGGCCGGGUCCUCGAGAGCGGCUACGAGAGGGACAACUGGUGGGCCAUCUUCUGCCGGGAUUCAUGA